AUGUCGCCCGAUUUUCAAAGAGCCUUGGAAUGGAUUGCUGGGUUCGGAAGCAAUAGAAAAGAGACUAGACAUGGGAAUACUGCGCAGAGGCAUCCCCAUUCCUCCAGAAGAGACACGUAUGCUGAGGAGUGCCUGGAUGCCUUCUGCUCGUCUUUGCCAACUCCAGAAGACGACAGGCAGGCCCGCGAUUACGGAAGAAUGAAACAGUGGGUCAGCGAGUUCAUCCACAACACCCUCGUACCCUUUCGUCGUGAGAUUAGCGAGCUGCAAUCGGAACAUUUGCAGACCAUCAAAAGACUCGAGGACGAACGGGACAAGGCCAGCAGGAAAUUCCAGCAGACGAUCGAGGAAGAAAGAACGAAGUCCCAGCGCCUGGCGGCGAAACACGCCACGGAGCUGCAGAGCAUCGGAAGAAAACACAGCGAGGAGCUGGCUACGCAGCAAAGGCGCUUUGAGCGCGACAUUGACGAUAUUACCGCAAAACAUACGGCGGAAACUCAAGGCCUCAAGCGAGACUACGACGUUACCAGGACGAGGCUGGAGAAAGAAGUCCAGAGCUUGAAAAACAGCCUUGUCGUAUUGGAGACUACCGCCGAAGAAGAGAAGCAGAAUUUGGCAGCGAUGCAUGAUGCUGCCUUGGGCUCCCUUCGGACCCAGUUUGUCAAUGACAAGAACCAACUGGAGCGAGAAUACCAAGACCGCGAGGGGAGACUCGCAUCUCAAAUUGAGGAGCUCAACGCCGCUCUCCUGACACGAGACGACGAAAUCUACACGGCGAAAAUCCUGACCAUCUCGGCGAUUCCCCAGAAAUCCGACGAGAAGCUCAGGGGGAGCUUCUCCGAGAUCGUGAAAGCUGUAGACGAUUUGAGCAGGCUGGCAUGGAGACACGACCAACGUGCGUUUUCAGAGGCGGACUUGGCGAGGCUCCGGGGGCAGAGCAGUGAUAGGCUUUUGAGGAAGGCGAUUCUGCAAGAUCUCGUGUGGUCGUGUCUGUAUGACUUUCUGUUCGCAAGUCCAUUUCGCAUGCUCGGAGAGGAAGGGCUGCAGCUUGAGAAGGAAUGGGCGAAUCAAGGCGGCCAAGGUGCACCAUCCGACCACAUGCCGGCAAGUCCUGGUCACCCCUAA
Molecule: messenger RNA, 1125 nt
Organism: Zasmidium cellare ATCC 36951
Lineage: Eukaryota; Fungi; Ascomycota; Dothideomycetes; Mycosphaerellales; Mycosphaerellaceae
Exons: 3
Coding region: 1-1125 (374 amino acids)
Source: RefSeq, a predicted model, not a curated record